Molecule: messenger RNA, 3150 nt
Organism: Theileria annulata
Lineage: Eukaryota; Apicomplexa; Aconoidasida; Piroplasmida; Theileriidae
Exons: 3
Coding region: 1-3150 (1049 amino acids)
Cellular component (GO): nucleus
Molecular function (GO): 3'-tRNA processing endoribonuclease activity
Source: RefSeq, a predicted model, not a curated record
AUGAAAAAUAUUUUAAUAUUUCUCAUACAUUUCUCCAUCAUUUCAAAUUUAAAAAAAUGCAUUUUGAUUUCUCAAUAUUUAUCGCAUACAAGACCCUCAAAUGUCACAUGUUUCGUCGCAUAUUAUAAUUUGUACAAUAACACAACUCAAAGUGGCUUUUUGGAAAAUAAAGCUAAAAAAAUUAAACUAAAUGAUUUUAAUUCUUAUAAAAAACAAACUAUUCACUCAAAAGAUCGAGGAAUCCUGGUAGAAUCCCAAAAACCUCCAGUAAAUUUGGUUGAUUCAGGCGCUAAACCCAAGGAACAACCAGUAGGCACAGCAAACGCAGUAUUAAAAUCCAUAGUUGAUAAGGGGUCAAUAAAAAGCAGCCCUAUAAGACAUGAAAUAUUGGAUAAGGAGUCUUUGUUAGAUGAGUUGAUAGUCUAUAAUGAUAACGUGAAGGAUCUUUAUGAGUUUUCGGGAGAUAAGAACCUGAAUUUCAUAUCAGAUGAUUAUUCAGUGUUUAGAAAGACAGUAGAUAGGAAGGAACAAGUGAUAAGCCCAUCAGAUAAGCUUUUGAAAAGAAGAUCUAAAGACACUAUCUACACUCGACUGCAGAACUACGUUAAGUCCUCGGAAAUUUACCUAGCCAAGCACGGCCUGUUGGAGGAGAUUAAGAACUUUGUUCACCUGUUACACUGGAACGUCUGGCAUUCACAAUCACGAGAUGGAAUAAGAGAGUGUAACUGGACGUCAGACCAGUUCAUAAGAUUCGGAAAAUUAAUCGAGAAAAUAGAUCAAAUCGUGAAGGAACAGUUCAACUCUCUAGUGGAAACUAUUACAAACACAGAUGAUGAUAUACUGUCAGAACUAUUUGACGAAAGGUCAAAACUAUUAUUUUCAACGCACUAUGUGUACAAUAAGCUAAAGGAUAAUGUAGAACUCGGUGAGUUUGAUAUCUAUAGAUCACGAAUGACUCAUUUCCAUUUUUUAAAAAAUAAACUUUUCUCUACCAUAAAUAAGAUAAUAGAGCCGAUUCUAUCAGAAUAUAUAGAAUAUAGACUCUUAAAGACAUUAAAGCAGAGAAUUUUACGACUAAAAAUUUCGUAUGCCAAGUUUAAAAGUAGAGUCGUCCGAGCCUUAAGUAGGGUAAAAUCAGUAAUUAAACUUUUAAAACUUAAAGACUCUAGUGAUAAUACACUAAAUAAUGAAUUGGAACGAAGUCAAGAUAAUGUAAAGGAGGAAAAACAAGAAAAUGUAGAUGAAAUAAUUAAAUAUGAGAAGAUAGAUUUAAGGUGUUUGUUGAAACAAUUGAACCAUUCCCAUAUUUCACCCCAAAGCUUAAAGAACGUACACCAAAUCAGUAGAAAAGAUCUAUAUAAAUUUAACGAAAAUGGAAAUUGGAUUAUCCACUUCGUCGGAUCUGGAUCUAGACAGCCAACAACCACGAGAUUGACUUCGACAAUGGCAUUUCAAAGGAUUUAUGAUCCAUACCAGUCAAAUGAUAAUAAUAGAACAAUGAAUGGUACAGAUCAAAACCUUAAAACGAGAAUAACUAAUAGAAGAAAUUCAUUCGGUAGUAAGAUAUGGUUGUUCGAUUGUGGAGAAGGUACUAAAAAUGGACUUGAAAACAUAGGACUAGACCCAUUGAACGUAGAUCGUAUAUUCCUAACACAUUUACACGGCGAUCACUGUUAUGGUGUGUUCUCAUUUUUGUACCUAAGGGAACGUCAAAAUCCGUUGGAAAUCUACGGCCCACCAGGUUCCAAGAAACUGAUAAACUCAAUACACCAAAAUACAUCAGCGAUGUCAAAUAAUCAUAACCUUUUCGUGGUACAUGAACUCAUUCCAACACAACCCCCUAUCCAAUCGACGAAUACGAUUAAUAUCACUGAUAAUAUUGUUAACACUGGUACUGGUGAUAGCGUUGGAGCAGUAGGAGAUAUAUACAUAAAUAAGGAUGGAUAUUAUAAAGUCUAUGAAGACAAUGAUAUUGAGGUUUUGGCAGCAGAGCUGGAACAUACUAUGCCAACAGUCGGUUACGUUAUACAACAAAAAGAAAAGUCAUUCAAAAGAAAUAAUAUAAUUCAACCACCAAGUGAUUCUGAGAUAAGUUUGUUGACACAAAGAAAUCAAAAGGUAAAGAAAAUUGCAAUAUGCCAAGAUACCUCAGAGAGUAGUAAGAUGAAGAAAAUAGCAAGUGAUGCAGACUUGUUAAUACACGAAGCAACACUAAGUUCCUCAACGUCACUAGUCAGUGGAAUCUUACUUGACCUUUUUAAGGAUAAUUAUGGGUUAAUAUUACCGCAAGGCUCUAUUCAUGGGCUUUGUAAGUUCCUGUCAAACAUUGAAACCAAACUGUGUUGUUUUAACUUUACACUUUCAGCAGUGUCAUCAUUCGUUAAGUGUGAACGGUAUUAUCUGCUCCAUAAGCUUAAUGUUUUCAAGAAUUUCAUCUCUAACUUGAAUCCGUUUAGGGUUCCAAACAUUACUGCCAAUUCCAACCAUAAUAGUAAUACAGGUGAUACCUCAGUUUCAACGGGGAAUAGAGUAAAUAAAACCAAGAGAGAGAUAGACAAAGAGUUGAAAGAUAAAUGGUUGAACAAUGUGUUUGUGUUUAUGGAUAGACUUAACGCGUUAAAUGAGCUUAGUAACUAUGAGAACUCUGUGAAGAGACUCCAGAGUAGGUGUAGACUUAUGGAAAAACUAUCCAAGGUAAUGCCCUCACUGGACUUGUUCAAAGUAAUAGAAACAUCCUCGAAGAAAAUCCUGUUCUCAGAUAUAAUACCGGACUUUAAUUCAAUUAACAGAGCCUAUGAAAAGUUCGACAUCACUAACCUCUAUAAUGAAAAGUAUACAGUGAACGUUCUCAAGUAUUUAAACACCAUUUCAAAUGAUAUAUUCAAUUAUUGGAAUGACAUUUUACAGCUUAACAUACCCUUCGACGUUUCUCAGAUAUAUAACAUUUCACUAGGUUAUUUUAAUUGGACUGCUCUCCAUAACAGUAUAAUUGCCAGCUUCGGACACUCAACACCCGAUAUGGCAGGUCGAUUCGCUGCCGAAAUUAAGGCCAAAAGAUUAAUUCUAACACAUUUCUCCAACAAAUAUCCUGGCGACGAUAAGUUACAAAACCUUUUAACAAUGAUAAGGAUAGAAAACGAAGCUAGGUAA